This is a messenger RNA of Scophthalmus maximus (turbot), 3390 nucleotides long. RefSeq names its product RAB6B, member RAS oncogene family a (gene rab6ba). Gene Ontology annotation, molecular function: GTP binding; GTPase activity. The record is from RefSeq and is a predicted model, not a curated record. Bases 280 to 927 code for a protein of 215 amino acids. Lineage: Eukaryota; Metazoa; Chordata; Actinopteri; Pleuronectiformes; Scophthalmidae. The transcript has 8 exons.
ACACUCCGACAAGCGUCACGGACCGGUGCAGCAGCGGCGUGCGCUCCCGUCACGAAGAGAGAGAGAGACGGAGGAAGAGAGGAAGAGAGAAAGAGAGAGAGAGAGGGAGGGGAGCUGAAAGUGAAGCAGCAUCACCGCCUUCUCCAUCCAGCAUCUCCACCCGACCGGCGGCGAACUCGAGCGGGAGCACGCAACUACACGCACACUGUCCUCCGGCGUCCAGAGGUCCCCUUCCUCCUCCGCCACCUCCUCCUCUUCCUCCUCUUCCUCCUCCUCAAAAUGUCCGUGGGCAGUGACUUUGGGAACCCGCUGCGGAAAUUCAAACUCGUCUUCCUUGGGGAGCAGAGCGUGGGAAAGACGUCUCUGAUCACACGGUUCAUGUAUGACAGCUUUGACAACACAUAUCAGGCCACAAUCGGAAUCGACUUCCUAUCGAAAACCAUGUACUUGGAAGAUCGAACGCUUUCUCUCUGUGAACCCCAGGUGAGGUUGCAGCUCUGGGACACGGCGGGACAAGAGCGCUUCAGGAGCCUCAUCCCCAGUUACAUACGCGACUCCACCGUGGCCGUGGUGGUCUACGACAUCACAAACGUUAACUCCUUCCAGCAGACGUCAAAAUGGAUUGACGAUGUCAGGACAGAGAGAGGAAGUGAUGUCAUCAUUAUGCUCGUCGGCAAUAAAACAGAUCUGGCCGAUAAGAGGCAAAUCACGAUUGAGGAAGGCGAACAGAGGGCCAAAGAGCUGAGUGUCAUGUUCAUCGAGACGAGCGCCAAGACAGGUUACAACGUCAAACAGCUCUUCCGACGCGUGGCAGCUGCUCUUCCUGGGAUGGAAAGUAUGCAGGAGACGAGCAAAGAAGGGAUGAUCGACAUCAAGCUGGACAAGCCGCAGGAGCCCCAGGCAAGCGAGGGAGGCUGCUCCUGCUAAUACUGUCCCGGCAAAAACACAAAAACAACCGUCAUUUUGCACCACAUGCUUGUUGUGUCGCUUCCUUUGGUUUAGCCUGCAGUUGACUUUGCACGUCGAGAAUCUUGGCCUCCUCGCCCGACAACUGGUCACGGGUUGGAACAAGCAAUAUGUGAAUUUGGUUUCUAAAGUGGUGUUGGCUACUGUGUUGAUGGAACUGCCCAAACAGUCUUUCAACUUGCAGGGGUGGGGGUGGGGGGGCGGGAAGGAAAGAAGUUGCAUAUUAUGUGUAAACACAAAUUUUUUUUUUUUAAGUAGAAACGCAAGUUUCCCCACUUUCUUGAUUUUGUAUUUUUUUAUAUUCAGGGAAAUCUCUCUGGAGACGUUGUAUUCGUUGUUGUUGUUGUUGUUGUUGUUGUUGUUGUUUUUUUGGAAGAUGCAAACAACACAGCUUCUGAACUUGAGAUCCGGACAGAACAGGCGCUUUCAGACGUAUCCUUAUGGAUGUCACUGUUGUUAUAGGCAAGGAUGGAGGUCCUCCUCACCACGUUGCCCAAAUGUUAACCUCAUUAAACUGCUACCUAAACCCCCUUUACAUAGCCAUUCUCGACUUAAUGCCCACACUUAUUACCUAAACAUAACCCGUUUUGAAUCCUCCGCCUGAACCCAGCCUUUUGCAGUGUGGUGGCCCGGUCACAGCGCCCAUAACCCCAGUGUGAUCCAUAAUCGAUGAAGCGCCAACGGGACAAAAUGAGCAGCGACGUCCCGAGUAUCUAAUGCAUGCCUAGUUUUUGAGCAUAGGUACAUGUACUGUCUUACCAGUGUGCACACGUUUGAAUAUGUCAAUUGUAACAUCACGCCGGUGACUUAAUGCACUCUGACUGUCUUUUUGUCGAUGAACUUCGAUUUGUAUACUUGACUUCUUCGUUGUCGUGUGUGUGUGUGUGUGUGUGUGUGUGUGUGCGCGCGUGUGUGUGUGUGUGCGUGUGUGUGCUUUCUGUACAGGCUACAUUAGAAUGCAGAUUCAUAGAGGGCCACUGCCGAGUCGUGUCAUUCUCGCCACAUUGCGGCACCAUGUACAGUACGCACAGUAGGUCACCAUUUGUCCACUCCCCCCACUCAAAACCGUCGCGUGAUAUCUAGGUAGUAGUGGUUGUGAUAGUGGGCACGUGUCAGCGAGCAGCGGAGAAUCAGAGCCGCUGUCUUGUGUCCCACAGGAACGCAAAGACAGAAGUUCUGUAAAGCUUCAAUGCAGGUUCUGUGAUCGGACCUUCAACAUCGUGCACCAGUUUCAUUCCUGUCAAAAGACUAAUUUUUGCACAUGUAGGCCCUUCAGGUGAAUGUGGAGUUGUGAAAAGCUUCAUAACAAAUGUACAGUCACUUCGCGUCUGAUCGUCGUAGAAACUGUCACACAAACACGUCCCCCACCGAGACGAGGUUUUCCUUUUGCUGCUUCUGUUUCACGUGACUGCUGAUGUUGGCGUCAUGCGAUGUUGUCUUCUUCUGUUUUUCUUCUUCUUUCUUUCUUUUUGUUUUUUACCAGUGCCUGGUACUGUAUCAUAAUAACGCACUGGUGGUGAAGUCAGCCCAGUGUUGAGGACACUACUUUGAUUCGACUUCCUCUUUCACGUGAGAUCUUACUGCACUUUUGAAGAACACGUUUUAGAAUUAGAUUGACGAUGUAAGUUAAAAAAAAAAAAAAUAAUCUUCUGAGGUACUGUAUGUUAGAGUAGAGUAAAAACAGUUAUGAAUUGUUCGCACAUGUUCAAAAAAGAAAAGGGGCGGGGACACACUCUUGUGACAAAGUAGUGAACCUUUCUAACUCACAUAAUGAGCCAAAUAAUAACAACAAUAGUGAUACGAGACGGAGUUGGAUCAGAUACGACAGGGGAUCUUGACCUGGAACACACUGGUCGUGAUGGGAAUGAAAAACGUGAGGUUGCGUUUCAAGUUGAAUCCCACAAAGUGAAUAAAGAAGAAAAAAAGAACAUGUCCAAUGGGGAUGAACCCUCCGCGCUGCGGCCUAUUUAUUUGAUGAAGACAGGAACGCACCGCUCUCAUUACUGACCCCGCAGCCGAGUGACGAGAGCACCUUUUCUUGGAGAAAGGACUCGAUGGGUAUUUAUUUUUAAGUGUGGACAAAAGUGACUGAUCAGUGGCUGUAGAAACCCCCUCCCCUCUCUGUAUCUACCCUUACGCAGGAGAGUAGAGCCCACCUUUGUUUUCCCCAACGGCCCAUUUGAAACAUUCCCCUCGAAGAAAAAAAAAGUGGACCAAGUGGUGCAACAUAUGUCUUUUUGUGUGUUGUGUUGUGGUGGGGGGGCGGUGGAGGCCAUGGCCAUUCCCUGAGGGUGUGUAUGUUCUGUCACAGCUCUGCGCAGCAGACCUGGUCGGUCCAGAGCUGACGCUCCAUUCACACUGUACAGAGAUCCAGCAUGUCUCUCCAAAAAAACGAUUAAUAAAGAUGUCUUAUUACCAAACGUC